AUGGCCGCUUUUCUACCACACCUUUGUCUACAAAAUAUAUUUCAACAUUUCUCGCAAGACUUAAAAACUUUAUAUUCAUGUGCUCUCGUUAAUACUCAUUGGUGCAUUGCAACGAUUCCUGAAUUAUGGCAAGAUCCUUUUAAGUCUUGUCACAAAUUACGUGAACCAAUUCGACUCGCUCCUUUGGUGAACACAUAUAUUUCAUUUCUUUCUCCAGCAACAAUUAAAAGUCUUGGUAUUACCCCAAAGAUACAACAACCAACCUUUUUCAAUUAUCCCGUUUAUUUACAUAACAUUAACUUAAAUUUAAUUCAUGGAAGUAUUGAAUAUUGGAAAAGUCCUGUCGGUGAUCAAGAUAGUAAAGAUACUGAACAAGUAUUAGUUGAAUUAGAAAAAAUUACACAAUUAUGUAAAGUUUUAUGUGAAUAUUUUUUAUGUCAUUCAUCUAGGAUUGAUCAUCUUGACAUUUGUUAUACAAAUUGGGAUAUUUUUCAACUUGAAGGGGCAAAGAAAUCUUUAUCAAAAAUUAAGAGUUUUGAAUUUGAUGGUGAUUGUUUUCCUAAUCAACUUAAAACUCUUACUUCUAUCAAUAAUAAUAUUCAAGAUUUAAGUGUUACUUUAAUCGGUUUUGGUGAUAAAUCUAAAAUAAUUGAGGAUAUUGUUACUCUUAUUCAAGCACAAAAUAAUUUAUGUAGUAUAAGAAUUAAUAUUACUUUCACAUCUUCAUUUCAAAAUCUUUGGGAUAAUCUCUUCAUGUCUCCACAAGCGAAUUCUAUAAAAACUAUUGAAUUUAGAGAUAUUAUAUUUGAUUCUUUUAAUACUUUUUUACCUUUACAAUUAUCAAAAUUUAAAAAGUUAGAGAAUUUAAGAAUUUAUAAAUGUAGAAAUUUCGACGGUGAUGUUCGAGAAGUUAACGACCUUUUGGCAUUUGUAAAUCUUUACCAAAUUCGUGUGGAAAGAAUAAGUUUAAAACCAGAAUUUUUCCAUUUAUUACUUAAAUCAGGAAACAAUCUUACUGAAAUAGAAUUGUUAGAUCAAAUAAUUGAGGGAUUUGAUGAAAUAAUAAACUGGUGUGGAAUUUAUUGUAAGAAUCUUACAAGAUUUGUUGCAUCAAUUCAAAAGAAUCAAAUUCAUAAUAUCAUCGAUCUUUUACAAAAAUGUCCAAAUUUAGAAUAUUUUCAUGUUUAUGAUGUAAAGCUUAAAUUUGAACAUGAAUAUGAUCCAUGGCCAGAAUAUUCCCCUCCUGAAUUGUUAUUUUUCCCCGCAAGUGAAUUAAUGAAAGAAUUUGGGGAAAAAAUACCGAAGAAAAUGAAAGUUAUUAAAAUUUGGAUGAAUUGGUUGAUUACUUUGGAAGAACUCGAAAAAUUUGUAGAGAGAUGCGUGAGUAAUGCAUUAAAUUUAAAAGUUAUGGAAUUCAGACACUGCGUCGGAUUCGGAAAUUCUCAUCGGGAUGUUAUCAAAAGAUAUUUAUGA
This is a messenger RNA of Diversispora eburnea, 1473 nucleotides long. The record is from the annotation of a GenBank genome assembly. NCBI's taxonomy places the organism in Eukaryota, Fungi, Glomeromycota, Glomeromycetes, Diversisporales, Diversisporaceae.